UGGAAGCAACCGGAUGAUGGAGGAGGAGGAGGAAGAGCAGGCGUGCGGCUCAGUUUUCAGACAGAAGAAUGGACGGGAGGUAGAGGCAACAAACAAUGGAGGAACGGGUGGAAUCCAAGAGAGGCCAAGGACAACUGGCCUAUCCAAGGACACAUCCACACUUGAGUUACUGCUGAUCAAGGGUCCCAAUCUUUUAAAAGAACUUCUGCUGAUCUACUGCAAAUCAUCCAUGGAUCCACCAGGACAACCUGGUCUCCCAGCUGUCCACCACUGGCCAAGAAAUGGCACUCAUUCUCGAAAUGCCUGCCUACAAGCAGUAAUGGGCUGGACGAGGGAUAACAAAUUGAAGCUGAAUCCAAGCAAGACAGAGGUGCUCAUUGUGGAGGCUCAGAAUCAGAGGGGUGAGUUAGAUCUUCCUGUGCUGGAUGGGGUUACAUUCCCCCAGAAGGAGCAGGUGUGCAGCUUGGGAGUACUCCUGGACCCAGGCCUCACCCUGGUAUCUCAGGUGGAGGCCAUGGCCAGGAGUGCUUUCUAUCAGCUUCGGCUGAUUCGACAGCUGUGCCCAUUCCUUGAAGAGGAUGACCUCAAAACAGUGGUGCAUCAGCUAGUAAUCUCCUGGCUUGACUAUUGCAAUGCACUCUACGUGGGGCUGCCUUUGUACGUAGUCCGGAAACUUCAGUUAGUUCAACAUGCGGCAGCCAGACUGGUCUCUGGGUCAACUCAGAGAGACCAUAUUAUCCCUGUCUUGCAACAGUUACACUGGCUGCCAAUAUGUUUCCUGGCAAAAUACAAAGUGCUGGUUAUUACCUUUAAAGCCCUGAAUGGCUUAGGUCCGAGUUAUCUAAGAGAGUGCUUUCUUCUGCAUGAUCCCCACCGCACGUUAAAGUCAUCUAAGAAAGUCUGUCUCCAGUUACCACCAGUUUGUCUGGUGGAGACUCAGAGGCGGGCCUUCUCUGUAGCUGCUCCUGGUCUGUCGAAUGCACUCCCGGCAGAAAUCCGUAAUUUGAGUUCAUUACUGUCUUUCAGGAGAUACCUUAAAACCUAUCUGUUUGGCCUGGCCUUCCAGGGUUUUUAAAUGAUUGUAAACUGUUUUAAAUUGUUUUAAAUGGUUGCCCUGGUUUUCCAGGGUUUUUAGCUGUUUGACUGUUUAAUUGGUUUUAUUCUGUUUUUAUAGUUCUGAUUUUAAUUGUUAACU
Molecule: messenger RNA, 1195 nt
Organism: Hemicordylus capensis (graceful crag lizard)
Lineage: Eukaryota; Metazoa; Chordata; Lepidosauria; Squamata; Cordylidae
Exons: 4
Coding region: 14-1075 (353 amino acids)
Source: RefSeq, a predicted model, not a curated record